Molecule: messenger RNA, 3810 nt
Organism: Trifolium pratense (red clover)
Lineage: Eukaryota; Viridiplantae; Streptophyta; Magnoliopsida; Fabales; Fabaceae
Exons: 6
Coding region: 1-2718 (905 amino acids)
Source: RefSeq, a predicted model, not a curated record
AUGUACAAGUUUUUGACACCGCAAACUAGGAGUGUAGUUAGGGAUCAUUUACUUUACAAACCUUUCCCUAAAAACUAUGUCAUAUGGACUCUUCAUGGUGAGAAAAGAGUUCCAGAGUCUUCUAGAAAUGAAGACUUUGUGCAAGAAGCAUCUCAUUCAGAAAAUCUGAUUGAAACAAUGGUCAAUGAUGCGUUUGGUAACUAUAGGCAAGAUGCAGCUAAUUUAGAUGAAUCAGACCCGAUAGACACAGGGGAAGGGACAAGCGAUAAUGGUAGUGGUUUUCGUGAGUUUCUCAAUGAUGGGAGUCAAAUAUUGCAAGAAGGAAGCAAGUACACAAAACUUGAAUUCUUAAUCAAAUUAUAUCAUAUAAAGGUCUUGUGUGGAUUAAGUGACAAAGCAAUGACUAUGAUAUUAGAUUUGUUGAGAGAUGCAUUUGAACAAGCAAAGUUACCUCAUUCACUUUACGAGGCAAAGAAAACCAUCAAAAAGCUUGGUCUUGAUUAUACCAAGAUAGAUGCAUGUCCAAAUGACUGCAUGUUAUAUUUGAGAGACGACGAAAAAGAAUUGCAAGCAUGCAAGUAUUGUGGAACAUCUCGGUGGAAUCCCAUGAAGAAGAAGAAGCAAGCUGCAAAGGUACUACGUUACUUUCCACUAAAACCAAGAUUGCAAAGAUUGUUUAUGUGCUCUAAGACCGCAGAACAUAUGAAAUGGCAUGCUUCAGACACUAACAAGGAUGGGCUAAUAAGGCAUCCAAGGGAUGGUGAGGCAUGGAAGACAUUUAAUUUGAAGCAUCCUGAAUUUGCCUCUGAUCAUCGAAAUGUUCGUUUGGGCCUUGCUAGUGAUGGUUUUAACCCUUUUGGGACCAUGAGUUCGAGGUAUAGCAUAUGGCCAGUGUUCUUGAUUCCAUAUAAUAUCCCUCCUUGGAUGUGUAUGAAACACACUUCAUUCAUCUUAUCAAUGAUCAUUCCCGGAGAGAAGGCACCCGGAAAUCAUAUUGAUGUUUACUUACAACCCCUUGUGAAUGAAUUAAAGGAGCUAUGGAAUGAUGGUGUGGAAACAUUUGAUGCAUCGAUGAAUGAAAGAUUUAGAAUGCGGGCGGCUCUUAUAUGGACAAUUAGUGACUUUCCCGGUCUAGCUAAUUUGUCUGGUUGGAACACGCAUACAGGUUUUGCUUGCCCAACUUGUAAUAUAGAUACAGAGCCUCGUCGUCUCCAUAAGAGUAAAAAGUGGUGUUUUAUGGGUCACCGGCGUUUUUUGAGCAGAAAUCGUAGAUUUAGAUUGAACCGUGUUCGCUUUGACGGAAGCAUAGAGGAACGAAAUCCACCAUUAAAAAGAUCUGGAUCUGACAUUUUAAGCCAAUUGGAAGAUGAUGGUGCUACAUUUGUGAGAAGAGAAACAUUGGAUGUUAGGGGUAAGAGAAAGAAACAAGAACCUAAGAAAUGGAAUAAAAGAAGUAUAUUCUUUGAAUUACCAUAUUGGGAGUAUAAUUUGUUGCGUCAUAAUCUAGAUUUUAUGCAUAUUGAAAAGAAUGUAUGUGACAAUGUCUUGUAUACUUUGCUCCAUGAUAAGUCUAAAUCAAAAGACAAUCUCAAUGCUCGAAAAGAUUUGAUAGAUAUGGAUAUAAGACAUGAUCUUUGGCCUGAUGAAAAGGGGAGAUAUCGCCUUGCUGUGUUUUCACUAACACGUGAUACUAAAAGGUUGUUUCUCAACACAUUAAAAAAUGUUAGAGUUCCAGAUGGUUACUCAAGUAACAUUUCUAGAUGUGUUGAUGAGGUACAACAAAAGAUAUUUGGUUUGAAAAGUCAUGACUGUCAUGUUAUAAUGGAACAACUUCUACCUUUAGCCAUUCGCAAUUUAUUGCCAAACCAUGUUACAAAAGUGUUGGUGGAGUUUUGUUCAUUUUUUAGAGUUCUUUGUGGGAAAAGUUUGAAUCUUUCCGACCUUGAAAAACUACAAGAUCGCGUUGUUAUUACACUUUGUCACUUGGAAAUGUUAUUCCCGCCAUCAUUCUUCACAGUUAUGGUUCAUUUAACAGUCCAUCUAACAGAGGAGGCGAAACUUGGAGGUCCGGUGCAUUAUCGAUACAUGUAUCCCAUAGAGAGGGAAUUAGGUCAUUUUAAAUCAUUUGUACGUAACAAGGCUCAGCCAGAAGGUUCUAUAGCCGAGGGUUACUUAGCAGAAGAGUCUCUCACUUUUUGUUCGCGGUACAUUGAAGAUAUCGAGACACGAUUCAAUAGACCUAGACGUGUUUGUGAUGACUUAAAUGAGGACGAGUCUUCCUCUGCAUCCUCCAUCUUCCCUCGACUUGGUAAACCAGUAGGAGCUUCCUCAAUGUUCACAUUAACUCAAAUGCAAAAACUACAAGUCCAUCGAUAUGUUCUAUUAAAUUGUGCAGCAGUCACACCAUUUGUUGAUGAAUUUAGAGAAUUCAUAAAGCGAAGUUCAAGGUCAAGAAGACCUUCAGCUACAGAGAUUGAAAAAAGAGUAAAUAAAGAGUUUGUUGGUUGGUUUCAAAGAUUGAUUUUGAAACCAGAAAUAGUCACUACAAUGUCGGCUGAUCUACAAUUUUUAGCGCGUGGUCCUUUGGACAAAGCAAGGAGAUUUACUGCUUACAACAUUAAUGGGUUCAAAUUUCGAACUUUAGCUCGAGAGGAAGGAUUGAAAACACAAAAUAGUGGUGUUUUUUUUAACAUCCAACACAUCUUGUGUUUCAAGUAGUGUUGAUAGGAACGUUAGACAAGCAGAGUUGCCUUACUAUGGGAAGUUGGAAGAUAUCUUUGAGAUUAACUACUAUGGUCAUUUCAAGGUUAUUCUGUUCAAAUGCAAGUGGGCUGAUACUACACGAGACAGAGGGUUUAAAAAGGAUUGUUGGAAUUUUAACUGUGUAAAUUUUGAUAGAUUGAUUCAUAAUGGGGAUCGUGAAGAACAUGAUCCCUACAUUUUGGCAUCUCAAGCACAAAUGGUGUAUUAUGUAGAUGAUGCGGUUAAUAAAGGAUGGAAUGUUGCUGUGCAUUUAAAGCCAAGAGAUUUGUAUGAAAUGGGGGAAGAAUUAGAAGAGGAAGUUUAUGAAAAUGUCCCAUAUCAAGAGCAAGAACUUGAGAAUUUUAAUAACAUUGAUGAAGAGUAUGUAGAAUUGGCUACCAACCAUAUGGUUGGUGACUUUGAAACAAAUGUGCACAUGUCUGAGUAGAUUAGUAUAUUUUAUUUUGUUAUUUAGUUAAAGUCAUGGGAAAGAGAAAGCGUUUCCCAAAUCCAUUAAGAUCAACCCCUCAAACUCAAGGUCCAACACCAGAAGCUCCGCAUCAAGCUGCACAUCAAGGUCCAACACCGGUAGCUCCACCUCAAGGACCAACACCAGUAGCUCCGCAUCAAGCUGCACAUCAAGGUUCAACACCGGUAGCUCCACCUCAAGGACUAACACCUCUGCAUCAAGCUGCACAUCAAGGUCCAACACCGGUAGCUCCACCUCAAGGAUCAACCCCAGUAGCUCCGCAUCAAGCUACACAUCCAGGACCAACACUGGUAGCUCUGCAUCAAGCUGCACCUCAAGGUCCAACACCUAGGCAAUAUGUUGGGCGCGAAUCUGCAGAAUGGUGGACGGUUGAAGCAAUAGCCUCGAUUUAAAUUUAUGACUACUGAAGCUCUUGCAAAGAGAUAUUGCAAGCUUAGCAUUUCAAAGAAGUGGGCUACACAUAGACAAAAUUUGUGGGUUACCUUCUAUGAUCCAUCAAAAUCCCGAGAUGAAAUCAUAAGUAAUGUUCCUAAAGGUAUAGACCCAAUUCAAUGGGCUCAUUUUGUUAACUACCGUUU